Messenger RNA from Didymodactylos carnosus, 438 nucleotides. The record is from the annotation of a GenBank genome assembly. Lineage: Eukaryota; Metazoa; Rotifera; Eurotatoria; Philodinida; Philodinidae.
AUGAGUGAAGGUAUUCCAAUUCGACGUUUAACUGUCCAUGAUCCAUCGGAAAUGCCUCUAUCAUAUGGUACAACACCGGGUGGAAGUAUCUUUUCAACAACACCAGGUGGUACAAGAAUUUAUUAUGAUCGUCAAUUUUUAUUAUCACGACGUGAUAGUCCAUUGACUCGUAGUCCACCAGUGAAUUUACCAUUUAUACCCGAAGUAACGUUAAUUCCAAAUCCUGCCGGAAGUGGAACAGGAACUCUACAAAAUGGAACAGCUGGUAGUAAUAAAAAAAUACCAUCACUGUCAGUAACAUCGUUGUCUGAAAACAGUAAACAUAACAGUAGUGGAAACAACAAUACUAAUCAACCGCAACAACAACAACAACAACAACAACAGAAUGAAACAAAAGGAAAAACAGAUUUGAAACCAAAAAAAGGUAUUUUAAUUUGA